This is a messenger RNA of Ricinus communis (castor bean), 3014 nucleotides long. RefSeq names its product kinesin-like protein KIN-13B. The coding region runs from base 494 to 2632 and encodes 712 amino acids. NCBI's taxonomy places the organism in Eukaryota, Viridiplantae, Streptophyta, Magnoliopsida, Malpighiales, Euphorbiaceae. Gene Ontology annotation, biological process: microtubule-based movement. Gene Ontology annotation, molecular function: microtubule motor activity; microtubule binding; ATP binding. The record is from RefSeq and is a predicted model, not a curated record. The transcript is spliced from 12 exons.
CUAUAUUUUUAACAUUAUUUUAAAAAUGGAAAGUAAAAAAAAAAAAAAAAAGAACAGAAAGUGUAAGGAGAAGAGAAACUCUAAUUGAAUAGUUAAAACAAAGUCAGUGUUUGUAUACUUCCCCACUUACUAAUUGGGACUGGUGGUUAGAGGGAGAGAGAGAGAGAGAGAGAGAGAGAGAGAGGAGCUUGUAAUUUGAAUUUAGAAAGAGAGAGAUAUAUAAUAUCUUUAGAGAGAGGGAGGGGGAAAAAGGGACUAAUAGAGAUUGAAAACAAAAAAAAAAAAUUAUUGAGAGAAGCUCUCUGAUGGAAGCAUUUAGCUGAUCAGAGAGACACAAGCAAAGGCUUCAACCUUACUGCUUCACUGUCAUCAUAUACAAUACACACACAUUUUUAUAUGAACACAUAAAGAUUGAUAAAAAGAGAGAGAUAUAUCAGAAAGAGUUGAACUUUGGUUUGAAAUUUUAAAAAUUUGAUUAGAUAAUAGAGUGGGUAUGAACGGAAUGGGAAGGCAAGGACAGAGAUCUGGAGGAGGAGCAACAGCAGUGCAUCAUCAAAGACAAUAUUCAGAUAAUUUUUUAGAUACUUCUUCAAAUGGUAGAUGGCUUCAAUCUGCUGGACUUCAACAUCUUCAAAAUUCUUCUUCUUCUUCAAUCCCUCCUCUUCAGGACUAUAAUUUUUAUGGUGGUGGAGGAGGAGGGCAGGGGAUGAGAAUGUAUAGAAAUGCCCAGAGGAGUUUUAAUGGAGCAAAUGAGUUAUAUGGAGAACCUACAACGCCUCCUGUUAGUUCGAGACCAUCUAGCCAGAGGAAGAAUGGCGAAGACUCUCCAAAUGAGUUCAGUCCUGGGCUCUUGGAUCUACAUUCUUUUGAUACUGAGCUGUUACCUGAGAUGCCAGUUCCUAGCCUGUAUGAUAGUUCCUCUCUAUUUCAUCCUGUUCGUGGAAGAAGUUUUGAUGAUGCUGAACCUUAUAUUUCAAACAACAAGCAAACUGGCAGAGCUCCUGCGUUACCUGAUAACAACCUUCUCAAGAGCUUUGCUGCAGAAAAAGAGAAAGCCAGUUCUGUUGCUAAAAUCAAAGUUGUGGUGCGCAAGAGACCAUUAAAUAAAAAGGAGCUGGCAAAAAAUGAAGAAGAUAUAAUAGACACGCUUUCCAAUUCCCUAACAGUUCAUGAAACCAAGCUUAAGGUUGACCUAACAGAAUAUGUUGAGAAGCAUGAGUUUGUCUUCGAUGCAGUUCUGAAUGAGGAAGUCUCAAAUGAUGAGGUAUAUCGUGAGACGGUGGAGCCCAUAGUUCCCAUAAUUUUUCAACGCACAAAAGCAACCUGCUUUGCAUAUGGCCAAACAGGAAGUGGAAAAACCUAUACUAUGAAACCAUUACCCCUCAAGGCUUCACGGGAUAUCUUGAGGUUGAUGCAUCAUACGUACAGGAAUCAAGGGUUUCAGCUAUUUGUGAGCUUCUUUGAGAUAUAUGGCGGAAAAUUAUUUGAUCUUCUCAGUGAUCGGAAAAAACUUUGCAUGAGAGAGGAUGGUAAGCAGCAAGUUUGCAUUGUUGGUUUGCAAGAGUACAAAGUAUCAGAUGUGGAGACAAUUAAGGACCUCAUCGAGAAAGGAAAUGCUACUAGAAGUACUGGCACAACAGGCGCGAAUGAGGAAUCAUCCCGUUCACAUGCCAUACUUCAACUUGCUAUCAAGAGGUCUGUUGAUGGAAAUGAAUCAAAGCCUCCACGUUUAGUUGGCAAGCUCUCCUUUAUAGACCUUGCUGGAAGUGAACGCGGUGCAGAUACCACAGAUAAUGAUAAACAGACAAGAAUGGAAGGUGCAGAGAUCAACAAGAGUUUACUUGCAUUGAAGGAAUGCAUAAGGGCUCUUGACAAUGACAAGAGUCAUAUUCCUUUCAGAGGCAGUAAAUUGACUGAGGUUCUAAGGGAUUCUUUUGUUGGCAAUUCCCGAACUGUUAUGAUUUCCUGCAUUUCACCAAGCUCAGGAUCAUGUGAACAUACUCUUAACACCUUAAGAUAUGCUGACAGAGUGAAGAGCCUUUCAAAAGGGAACACUUCAAAGAAGGACAUAUUAUCUGCACCCUUAAACCUAAAGGAAUCAACUACUAUGCCCUUAUCAUCAGUUUUACCUACUUCGUCUAACAUUGAUGAGGACAUAACCGAUGCAUGGGCUGAGCAAGAUGAAAGAGAUGAUUUUGAUGCAUCUGAAGACUCCUAUGAACAAGAGAAACCAAUAUGGAAGGAGAAUGGGAAGGUUGAAUCAUUUAGUCUAUCUACUUCAGAGGAUAAACUAUGGAGACCCAAUGGUCAAACAAAAUGGAAGGAUCUAUCAAAAUCUGACCUUAAGAACUCGCAUUCAGAUGAUGAUUUGAGUGCUUUGCUACAGGAAGAAGAGGAUCUUGUAAAUGCUCAUAGAAAACAGGUGGAGGAUACUAUGAACAUUGUUAGAGAGGAGAUGAACCUGUUGGUUGAAGCAGACCAACCGGGAAAUCAGCUUGAUGAUUACAUUACUAGAUUGAAUGCCAUUCUCUCGCAGAAGGCUGCAGGGAUACUGCAACUACAAAAUCGUUUGGCACAUUUCCAAAAGAGAUUGAAGGAGCAUAAUGUUUUAAUAUCUUCUGGUGGCUACUAAUCUCAGGCAACUGGGGAUAUCACGAGUCAUAAUGAAUGGUACUACUUCUGUAGUGGGUUUCCAAGAUUGUUGGCCUAGAAAUGGAUUUGAUGCAUUGUUUGUUUGUGACACUUGUGGAUGCAGCAGUUUGCUGGAUGGUGUACUGGCUAUUAUAUGUAUCUCUCUUGUAUUCUUUAUUUGGUCUGAGAGGAUGGAGAUUUGAUUAAGGUCCCAUCUCUCUUCAUACUAUACUACUCUACUGGCCUCAUGCCUCAUUUGUCCUCAUUUUUCUUUGAACAAGUUAUAGGCAAGCUUUGAGUUACAUGCCAUCUGGCAUGCUUUUGUAAAGUUAUCCCAGCAGUACAAUUUCAUUCAUUAAUGGAAUACUUCCUUCUUUGUUUAA